Molecule: messenger RNA, 879 nt
Organism: Penicillium hordei
Lineage: Eukaryota; Fungi; Ascomycota; Eurotiomycetes; Eurotiales; Aspergillaceae
Exons: 5
Coding region: 1-879 (292 amino acids)
Source: RefSeq, a predicted model, not a curated record
AUGACUACAGUCGACCAGCGGUUUCUCUCUGUUCGUGACCUCCUCCAGGACGGCCGUAUCUGUCUGGACGGGCCGCUCAUUUCUGAUGCCACCAAGUUUGCCGUCGAGUGUCUUAACCUGCCUCAGUCGGUGGACACCAUCUGUGAGCGGGCUGGCAUCACCCGGGAUGUCUACAAUCACUAUGCCGAUAUCUUGAACAAUCUCUUCAAGGGCUUCAAUACCAUGUUUGAGAUUGCCGAUGACUUUGGCGCGAUUAUCAAAACGGUCGAUGCUGCCUGCAAAAAAACGCUAGAGUUUGCAGCCAAAGCCCAGUCGGAUUUUCCCUCUCUCUUCGACCUCUUCCGCCAGCUUCGCGACAAACCAACCCCCGAAGUGAAGGAGAAGCUGAACAAGCUCACCAUGGAGUUGAUCGUCUCCGCCAACACGGCCAGUCGGACCUCUGGAUCAAUCUCCCUCGCAGGGGUCAUCAACGCCUGGAACGACAAUCGGGAGUAUCUUCGCGGCAUGUACGCCGAUCUCGUCAAGAGAAUGCAGGAUCCCAGUUUGCAGGAAAUCCUGGAGAAACUGCUCAACAUCCACGGCGGCAUUGUCGGGCUGGACAAUCUCAAGAAGUGGAUUGAAAGCCUCGACGAGCACACCGGCAAGGCGGUCAAGGAUCUGGAAUAUUUCCGAGGCUCUUGGGAGGCGAUUGACACAGACGCGACAACUCUGCAAGAGUUCCUGUACGACCCGCACAGUCCCAAGGUUGAGGUAUUCCUGAGAGUUGAGCUGGCGCAUCUCCUGUUGGGGUGGAAAGACGUCACAGACGAGAUCAACAAACUGAUAGAGGAACAUUUGCAGUCGGCUGUCGAAGCGAUUGACCAUGCCCCACAUCGGUGA